UACACCAGAGAUGUGACAUUAGGUAAUACCCCAAGAAAUCAAGGGCUUGAUCCUGUUCCAUUGAAAUCAAUGGGAGAAUUUACAUAUCACUGGGCAUCUUAUUAAGGGCAUGGCGAACUGCUGGUUGGUGAUAGGGCACGCAACAUUUUGUGUGUACUAUUCUUCACCCUCCCACACCUGCUGCUCAUGGCAAACAGGACCACAGAUUAUUAAUUAUAGCACAGCGUACCCUGGCUGCUUACCAACUUUGUCUCUGCAACAGGAAAUGGAACUUCUGCAAAAGUCCCAAAUUCGUGACCGCUGGCAAAAGUGACAGAGCAGAACAGACACUAAGAGACACUCAGUAAUAGCAAUCAAAUAGGCUCUGCUGAUCUGACUUAAUUCAGUGAGAAAAGCUAUGUGCAAACUGGUUUCCAAUAUGAUUUGAUAAGCAGCUGUUUAAUAAAAUAACUCAAACUGAUCCUAGCAGAUUACAUACCAGUUGGGUGACAAGUUAAAACCCCAGAGAGAACUGCAUAAUCCUGUAUUUUCCAGUUUCACGUAGCCAUUGCAACUUCCUCCAACUGCAAGGCCUUUUAAAACUAACAACCAACACAGGAUGUGUCAUUUGUCAAGCAAGCAGCAGUCUUUCAGCAACAAUGGAGCAAGAGCCGCUAAUCAGCAAUAAAAGCCACGUGGACUAUGGAAGCCAAUAUCUCCUUUCUUCCGCUGUUGCACAAGACGUCUCUGGUCCUUACCACUUGCCCAAUACAGAACCAACUGCACCUCCUAUGGAACUGGUGGACAAUGUCACUGGAGCUGAAAGUGACGGUUCAAGAGAUUGUGGAAAGAAUAGUUUGCCUGCCCAGGUUGAUCUGCUGUCCCAAGGAAAGCACAAUGAUUCCACUUCACAACAGAACGAGUGGAGCAUCCCACCUAUUUCUGAGCAUGAAGCCAGAGAAGCUUUCCUAGAGUAUGCAGCUAGCAAGUGCUGCUAUAGGACUGCCCCUGCAAAACACAUGGUGGUCCAGAACCUGACAGCAUGCAACACAUACAGAUAUCGUCUGAAAACCUUCACUGAAAACAGAGAAACGUAUCCAGCCAGCGAACCAUAUAACGGUGGCUUUGUGGACUCUCCUGAUGUCGCAGAACCCCCCGCCCCUUGGGAAAUAGAAGUGGAUGCACCUCCCCUGUUUACGGACUGUGAAAUGCAUUUCCCAGUGCCUCACACCUAUUCAGUACAGAGUUGUCCCAAUUGUCAUGGAUCUGGUAAAGCCCAGUGCACCCGAUGUACUGGAUCAGGAAAGGUUUGUUGCUCAUCUUGUAAUGGGUCAGGCUGGCAAUCUGUUAGUACUACCUCGGAUAUUAGUUCUGGAUUUUGCACAUUCUGUGGAGGGUCGGGACAAACACGUUGCUUCCACUGUUAUGGUCGUGGUUGGGUGCACUGUGCCCGUUGUAAUGGAAGAGGCCUUUUGCUAUACCAUUCUGAACUUACAAUCAUUUGGAAGAACAAUUCUGCUGAAUAUGUGGUUGACAACAACUGUGGGUUUCCUAUAGAUCGCUUUCAUGAAGUCACUGGGAAGGAAAUACUUUGUGAUGAAAAUGUGUUGGUGAACCCUCUAAGGAGCUUCCCUGAACCAGAAAUUGUGCGGGGUUCAGAAUCAUGCAUUGCAACGCAUAAAAUGCAGUUUGCAUCAGAAAUGCGUAUAUUGAGACAGAAACAAACCGUUGAGUUGAUUCCGCUCACCAGGGUGGAAUAUGAGUGGAAAGGGAAGUCCGAUUCCUUCUACAUCUUUGGAAAUGAAAAGAAAGUGUAUGCAAAGGACUACCCAGCAAAAUGCUGCUGCUUGGUCAUGUAACUCACUGAUAGGUUGGAAGCUGAUAACUAGAACUGGGUAAAACUUUUGCUGAAAUAAUAUCUGUCUGGGGGCAAAAAUAUUUGCUGAAAAAAGAAGAUAUUACAGGAGGACCAAAAUUGGGUCACAGCUUGCAAAUAAUUUAGGCCAAAAAAUGGAGGGGAAAAUGUUUGAGAAAAAUGAAAACAUUGGCUUUAUCUAAACUCAGUUUGUCAUUUAAAAAUGGAUUUAAGUUUCAGAAGGAAAAAAGAAGCCUUUAAAAGAAUGAAAUAACCUGAGAAUAAUGCAAACUUAUGUUGGGCUGAUUUAAAAGUUUUUCCUUUAUUUUUAAAAAUGCUUUCUCCUUACUUUUCAUUUUAGCCACCAAACCCCCACAAUCUAUAUUUUAGCUCCGUUAAGAGAGAAAUCAUGUUUCUUAUCAAUCAAAACAGCAUUCUCCUUCACAAAAACUGACCAACUUUUUCAGCUUUCAAUUUAUAGUGGACAUAGUGGACUUCGCUCACAGGAUUAGCAGAGAUGGUUCUCUCUUAAUAGUGCAAUAACAAUUCAUGAAGGUCAUUUAGUAAUUUUAGCGCAUCUAGUGUGUCCCUUCCCAAAUCUACUGUGAAAUGGAAAAAAAAACAACAUUUGUCAUAAUGCAGCUUGGA
Molecule: messenger RNA, 2482 nt
Organism: Alligator sinensis (Chinese alligator)
Lineage: Eukaryota; Metazoa; Chordata; Crocodylia; Alligatoridae
Product: protein SSUH2 homolog
Exons: 13
Coding region: 639-1838 (399 amino acids)
Molecular function (GO): heat shock protein binding
Source: RefSeq, a predicted model, not a curated record